UUUUGGUUGCAUACGACUGAGGCACACCAUUGUUACAUUGUGUAAGUUGGAGAUGUAUUUUCCGCCAUCAUUUUUUGACAUUAUGAUUCAUUUAACUGUUCACUUGGUUAGAGAAGUUCGAUUAUGUGGACCUGCAUAUCUGAGAUAUAUGUAUGCGAUUGAGAGGUUCAUGAAAAUAUUAAAGGGGUAUGUUAUGAGUGGGAGUCACCCAGAAGGUUGCAUUGUCGAGCGUGCCUUAAUUGAAGAAGCUCUUGAGUUUUGUAGUCAGUACCUUUCCAAAGUCGAUGCAAUAGGAAUCCCAAAGACAAGGCAUACAAAAGGGUAUGAAGGAAGAGGAAUAGUGGGGUAAAAAGUGGUCUCUUUAUCAUACAAUGAAAGGCAUCGAGCACACUUGUAUGUACUUCACAAUAGUGAAGAUGUUGAUCCGUAUGUAGAGGAACACUUGGCGUUUUUAAGGGAUUUAAAUCCACGUAAGAGUGAAAUAUGGAUAGCUGAAGAACAUAAUCGCUCUUUCGUUGAGUGGUUUCAACUUCGAAUUGCUGAUGAAUUAGCUAAGUCACCUUCGCAUGUUUCUGACAGAGUAAAAUGGCUAUCUCGGGGUCCUUGUUUUGAGGUUUUAUCAUAUUCUAGUUAUCAAAUCAACGGGUAUACUUUUUACACAAAGGACAGGGACAAAGAAACCACUAUGCAGAACAGUGGGGUGUCGGUGUUGGCCCAAGCUAUGCAUAUCUCUAGUGGAAAAGAUAAAAACCCAAUAUAUGCGGAUAUGACUUAUUAUGGAAUCAUCAACGACAUAUGGGAAUUGGAUUAUAGGACAUUUCAAGUUCCGAUUUUCAGUUGUAAUUGGGUUGAUCACAAUAAUGGUGUGCAUUUUGAGAACCCAGGGUUCACUAUUGUUGAUCUUACAAAAGUGGGUUACAAGGAGGAGCCAUUCAUAUUUGCUUCACAAGCAAAGCAAGUUUUUUAUGUGACUGACCCGGCAAAUAAAAGGAGACAUGUUGUUUUGUCAUCAAAUAAAAGAAAUGUGUUUGGAGACCAAGAUAUAGAUGACAUGGAAGACCCUUCAUUCUCAUUACAAUCUCAUUCAUUUAGCAACAAUGUAGUGGAGAAUGAGGCAUACACAAGAGUUGAUCAUGGAGAGGGUAUAUGGGUCGAAAAUGCAUCAAACUCAAGUACUAAAAAGGAAAAAAGAGGAAAAAGCAUUAAUUUGGUUAAUGGCUUCUUUACAUAUCAAUCAUGAGCAUGGUGAUGAUGAAAAUAAUGAUGCAAAUGGUCAUCCUACUUAUAAAGGUAAAAAGGACACAGGUCGAGGUGCAACUAGAAUGGCAUCAUUGGUUCGAGCUAGAAAUAGGGGUGUGAGAUUCAAUGUUCAGUGGAAUGCCGAUGGUCAACCUAUUGGGGAUUAUAGUGAUAAACUGAUGAGUUAUUGGGGAGCUAGUAUCCACAAAAAUGUUCCAAUCAUUUACCCACACUGGCACAAAGUUCCUCAAAAUCUAAAAGAUGCACUUUUUGAGGUUCUGGAGAUAACUUUUAAGGUUACUGAAAGAGAUAAAGAUUGGUUUUUACGCAAAGGAGGGCGAUGUUGGAGCAACUUUAAAUCAUAUCUUUCAAGAAAUUGGUUGUUUGAUCAACAAGGAAAUUUGCGAGAGAAGCCACCUUCAAAAUAUGAUUUUAUUGAUGUCUCUCAUUGGAAAACGUUCGUUAAAAGUCGUCUUUGUAAAAAGUUUCAGGAGAAAAGUGCAGUUAAUCGAGAGCGUGCAUCGAAGAAUGAGUAUCCCAAAAAAAAAGGACGAAGAGGUUGUGCUAGAUAUGAACAAGAUAUGAUUAAAAAGCUGAAGAACGAUGAAGGUAAAAUUGUUUCAUGUUUAGGUCGUGGUGAACUAUGGAAACUUAUGAGAACCAACCAAGAUAAUAUAGUUAUACCUUCAGCUAAAGCCAAAGAAGUGGCUGCUCGAAUUGAUGAUCUAAUGCAUCAAUCAUCUAAUGGUGAGUUUGUUGAUCAUGGCCGUGAUGACGUACUUAGUAGGGCUUUGCAGAAGAAAGAAGGAACUGGACGAGUUAGGGCAGUUGGUGCUGGAGUGACACCUAAAAUAUACUUUGGAGCAUGUGACUCAAAGAAAGAAAAGAUAACAGAAAUGGAAUCACGUAUCAAAUUCUUAGAACAAGAGCUACAAGAAUUGAAAAAAUCGAGGUUGGAGGAGAAAAUGAAACAUCUUGAUGAGGAGAUUGUUGAAAAUUAUAGCAUCGAUGAAGUAGCUUUGGAACAUAAUAAAACCAUUCAAAUUCCUGAGGGAAUAAUUGCAUGCCAGUUAGCUUUAUCAGAUCCGAGUUAUAGAGUGGUAGCUACUGGAAAGGUGCACAAUGUUAACAAUGGUUCUGUGGUACAUAAUAAAUCAUUACCAUCGGGUUACAUGCGAGUUGCAAUAGAUUAUACAACUGAGGAGCAUACACCUUUGCCCGUCCCUCUCGAUGAUGGUGAAGCAUUCGUCCUUAAAGAUGCCAUAAACACAAUCGUAUUGUGGCCCACACAUCUCAUUAUUACAGAUGUUCCGUGUUCACAGGGUCAUAAAAGUUCUUCAGAUCCCAAAGCUAAGAAGACCAAAGCUUCUGCAUUGAAUACCAUAUUAAGAAAUGAUGAACCUUCUCAUGCAUCAUCUGAAUAUCAACCACAAAAGUUGGAUGAUAGUAUUGAAACAAUCCCAUUCCCGGACACCCUUCCGGCUGAUCUUCAAAUAAUGCACAAGUACACUUUGAAGAUGGCUCAGAAAGAACAAAUUCACAUCCUUAUUGACAUGGGAAUUCCUGGUCAAAAUAAUGAGAUCUUCAUAGGUCGUGAAGAGAUUUUUCAAUUUCUUGCCCAAGCAAAAAUUGGUGUCUGUCAUAUCGUAAUUCACAUGUCGUUAUUGCAUCGUCGUUGCCAAAUGCUUGGUUUAGUGGGUUUAUUUGGCUUUUUAUGUCCAAGUGGGAUAUCUCUCGUAGCAAAAUUUAAGAAGGGAGAGAUAAAGAAAGUUGAAGAGGAUCAAAGAGCUCGUUCUGAAUACAUCAAGAAUACAUUAUUUAAAGUUGAGGCAACUAAAGGAAGGGUCUUUCUAGCACCGUAUAAUGUUGGGAUUCAUUGGGUGUUGUGUGUUAUUGAUCCGUAUAAUGACAUCGUAUAUUUUCUGGUUCCUCUACACAAUGAAAAUAACAAAGGCACAGGAAAUGGAAUUGGAGAUGAUUUGCGUUCAAUUGUCGACAGAGCACUCUUUGGUUUUCGAAGUGAAAAAGGAUUGUUAAAGAAGAUUAAAAUGAGCACCAAGUGGGUGCAGAUACAAUGCCCACGACAAAAUAAUGGCGUUGAUUGUGGAUAUUACGUUAUGAGAUUUAUGAAAGAGAUCAUUGACCAUAAGCAAACCCAAAUUUUUGAAGAUUACUUUCAUGAUUGCAAUGUCUCAAGGUAUGAUCAAGACCAAAUUGAUGAAAUCCGAACUCAAUGGGCUUGUCAUGUUCUUCUCAUGUGAAUAUGUGGUUGAUUCACCAUGUAUUUUAAUUUGUAAUAGGCCACAAAUUUUUAAUUUAAGAAUUUUGUAGUGACUUAAUUAGGGUAUGUAUAUAUUUGAAUUGACAUAUAUUAUACUGUAAUUUUUUCCCUUUCUUGGAGAGUGUUACCAAAAAUGACUAUUAAUAUUAUUUGUAUUUUAUGAGACCUUAAGACAUUUAUUUCAUUUGG
Messenger RNA from Chenopodium quinoa (quinoa), 3709 nucleotides. RefSeq lists its product as uncharacterized. Gene Ontology annotation, molecular function: cysteine-type peptidase activity. The transcript has 13 exons. Lineage: Eukaryota; Viridiplantae; Streptophyta; Magnoliopsida; Caryophyllales; Amaranthaceae. The record is from RefSeq and is a predicted model, not a curated record. Gene Ontology annotation, biological process: proteolysis. The coding region runs from base 1110 to 3500 and encodes 796 amino acids.